This is a messenger RNA of Macrosteles quadrilineatus (aster leafhopper), 3273 nucleotides long. Its product is annotated as venom serine carboxypeptidase-like. Lineage: Eukaryota; Metazoa; Arthropoda; Insecta; Hemiptera; Cicadellidae. The record is from RefSeq and is a predicted model, not a curated record. The transcript has a single exon. Gene Ontology annotation, molecular function: serine-type carboxypeptidase activity. Gene Ontology annotation, biological process: proteolysis. The coding region runs from base 122 to 1465 and encodes 447 amino acids.
GUAUCCAUGCAGUUAUGCAUAGAGUAAACAAACUACUAAGCCGCUGUCUGAUCACUAGGUUAUCACCAGACAUCAUUAUCAGUGCAUACAAGAUUACAACUCAGUCAGUCCACAGACAGUGAUGAAGCUACUGUUUAUAUUCUUUGUGUCUGUGAGUGUUAGUGUAACUACCAAUGAAGUUCCAGGUCCAAACCAACCUUUGUAUUUGACACCUUACAUCGAAUCAGGAAGAAUUUACGAUGCCCGACUCUUAGCUCUUGUGCCGCCCAUGUUAGAAGGUUUAAUCAGUUUUUCAGGUUACUUGACCGUCGAUAAACAAUACAACUCAAACUUAUUUUUCUGGUUUUUCCCAAGCGAAACUUCGUGGGAGACGAAGCCGGUGUUGUUGUGGCUACAAGGAGGUCCAGGAGCUUCAUCAUUGUUGGGACUUUUGUUUGAAAACGGUCCGAUUCGUUUGACAAAGGUAGGGUUGAAAAAGAAUCCUUACUCGUGGUCGAAACUGUACAACGUAAUUUACAUUGAUAAUCCAGUGGGAUCGGGAUUCAGCUUUACAAAUGAUUCCCGAGGUUAUCCGACGACACAAGAUGAAAUCGGCAACACUGUGCACAACGCUUUGCUCCAACUUUUCGCUUUGUUCCCGGAAAUAAAAACCAAUAGUUUUUUCCUCACUGGAGAAUCGUACGCAGGAAAGUACAUCCCUUCAGUAGCAUAUUCUAUAUACAAAAACAAGUUUAAUUCCACAUUAAAAAUUAACCUUCAUGGACUAUUUAUUGGAAACGGAAUGGUUGAUCCCGUAAAUAUGUUACACUACGGAGACUACCUUUAUCAAUUGGGGUUAGUCGAUUCAAACGGGAAAAAAAUGUUCCAACAGUACGAGAAAAUUAUUGCAGAAAAAAUUUCAUCACAACAAUGGACCAAAGCGACAGAAAUAUUCUCAAUGAUGGUGAUGGACUACUACUACUCUAAUUUCACCCUCUAUAACAACCUGACUGGGCUCAAACUACACUAUAACUACAUCAACGACCAGGAGGGCGAUAAUGAUUUUCAACCUUUUGUAACCAACACAUCCAUCAGAAACGCACUUCACGUGGGAGAGAAUCAGUUCAAUGAUGGAAAAACAAUAGCUCUAGCGUUAAAAGAUGAUAUCAUGAAGUCAGUUAAGAGUAAUGUUGAAGAGUUGCUAGAAAACUACAGGGUACUCUUUUACUUUGGACAACUUGAUGUAAUAUGUGCUUACCCGUUGGGCGAACAAAUGAUACAACAAUUUAAUUGGAGUGGUAAAGCAGAAUUCCAACAGGCGCAGAGACGUGUGUGGUGGGUGCAUGAAGAUCUAGCCGGCUACUGUAAAAGUGGGGGAGGGUUGACGGAAGUGAUGGUUAGAAACGCCGGUCAUCUGGUGCCUGCUGAUCAACCAGUUUGGACUCUCGAGUUAUUGAAUAAAUUUGUGUCUGGCACUGAAUGUUAGUGGACGAUUAUCUGUAGGUCUAGGCAACAAACGUUAGAGAACAGGUAUACGCUUUUUAUUUUAUGAUUUCAAUAUAUGAAUGUAACUUGUAUGUAGUGCUGGGGGUAUAUGUCUCAAAGCUCUCAAAUGAAUUUCUUACUGUCAAAAUGUCAAAACGACCAUUUUUUAAAUGUUCAUAGCUAAGAAAAAAAUGAACGUAAUUUAGUUGAGCAACAGCUACACUGAUUAAAUUAAAAUUUAACGUUGAAUACACCAAAUUUUUAACAAAGCCAAACUAAAAGUUAAAGUUUUCACAAUGAAUUGAAAGUUAGAAAUUCAUUGUGUUCCUAAUGAAAGAUAAACAAAAUGUUUAACUAGCAACACCUGUUUGAAGCCAGAUAUGUGACUGUCAUUUUGACUGAUAUUCAAUUAAAACCUGGUAAUGUCUCCAAUUUCUCUUUCUGGGUCUGAAGCAAACAUGUUCAUUUAUUUUUAAGAUUAAUAUUCUUAGCUAUUUUCUUCUAGGUUGUACCUUUGGCUAUUGAUAAUUAAUUGACUUCAGUAUCCAAUAGUCAAUGGUUGUACCUUGUUGUACUUUAGAAUAGGAAUUCUUACUUGCGAUUAAAAAGGAAGAUUUUUACACAACAGCUGUUCAGCCAAAUGGUUACAAUGCUUGUCUAACAGUCAAAAAGUUGCCGGUUCAAUUAUAAGAAAAAGUAGAAGCUUCAUGAUGAUUUAAAAUUGAACCCACCUGCCCAUGAGCAUAGGGCAAUUAAGUGGUCUUGGCUAGUAAAUAGCUAAUCUUGGUAAGUUCCAAAGCUACAGAUCAUCUCACUCCAUUCAAAUACGCACCUACGUGUGUGUCUGUCUAAAAAUAUUUUGAAAUGAGUGAUAACUACAGAUAGGCUAUAUCACAAACAUUGUAAAUAUUUCUACGUAUCCGUAUCUUUCCCCUCACACGAAGUCAGCAAAUUGAUAGAGCUAAAUACUAGUUAGAUAAAAUACAUAAAAAUGUUCUAAUUUGAUAUACAUCUGUGAUACCAAUGGUUUACUGACAAUAAAUGAAAUAGCUUUUUUGUGUAUUAAUUUAGUCAAAAGUGCAUCAUUGCCACUCAGCUGAGGGUGGCCAUACAUUUUGAGAGCGACACUGACUGUUUGUGCUCGUAAUACACACACAGCUUUUCCCACCACCAUAACUAACCAUAACCACACACAAAUACACUUUUUAGUUGUAGGCCUAUGUAAAAUGUAAUAAUUUAGAUUAUGUUUGCUUUUUUAGGUUAGAGAAAAGAAUUUAUUUAUAAAAAUAAAUACCUCCGCCUUAAACAAUAAGGUUGCCAAUGACACAGAAAAAUAGUACACAUAAAAUAUCUAAGGAUUAUACAGCCAUAUAGAUGAUUUCUCAUUAUGGUCAAUGAACCUCUUAAUGUUUCAUGAAUAAUAAUUUUCAAAAAGGAUCUGUCCAAAUCAUAUUGUUUCCAAAAGUUCAAAAAAAAUUUUGAUAAUGUUCCUCUAGAACCAAUAAACAAUCCAAUCACCUCAAUUUUUGUAAUUUUAAAAUUUUGCUUGAAAUAUUCAAAGGUAGAAUCAUAAAUUUUUUUCUUUUCUUCAUUUCUUUCGUUAGCUUGAUUUAUGUUUGUUUCAAAUCGAAUUGUAGGAUCGAGAAUUAUGCCUUUGUUAGUAUCUCUCUCAAUCAAUAAAAUAUCUACUCUUCUGGUGCUUCCAUUAGAAGAAAGACAGUGUACUUCUUCUUGCACUUCCCAUGUAUCUGCUUACUCAAUGUUAGUUUUUUUUUAGAAACCCCAACAAUAAAAUUAGCGAGCAGGAAU